This is a messenger RNA of Vitis riparia (riverbank grape), 2603 nucleotides long. RefSeq names its product LEAF RUST 10 DISEASE-RESISTANCE LOCUS RECEPTOR-LIKE PROTEIN KINASE-like 1.5. Gene Ontology annotation, biological process: protein phosphorylation. Bases 367 to 2289 code for a protein of 640 amino acids. Gene Ontology annotation, molecular function: protein kinase activity; ATP binding. NCBI's taxonomy places the organism in Eukaryota, Viridiplantae, Streptophyta, Magnoliopsida, Vitales, Vitaceae. The transcript has a single exon. The record is from RefSeq and is a predicted model, not a curated record.
GGGUGUUUUUUCCAACACGAGUGGGAGAAUGUGAGAGGGGCAUCCCAAAGUCCCAAGUUUCACGCAAAAGGGAGAAGGGAAAGAGAGGGAAACUCACCCCUUAAGGGCGCAGUGCAGUUUUUGAGGCAGCACAACGUACGAGUGAUGUAAAUUGCAAAAGCAGCCCCCCAAUUAAUAAAGUUAAAGAGGUCGAUAUUUCCUCCACACCCACACCCGCCUUAUCUCUCUCUUUCUCUACCCCGAUUUUGGCUUCACCCUCCCCUUCUCUUCACGUGACCUCUCUGUCUCUCCCAAGCCUCAACGUGCUGCUUCAGCAGCCUAGACACACACCCAGUCCUACUAGCUCAGAUUCAGAUCCCCUUUUUCAUGACUACUGUAGCUGCCGCUCCUCCGUGCCUCCACCGCAUUGCUUCCGCCGCUCUCUUCUUCUCGCUUCUCCUGCUCCUCUCCUUUGCUCCUGCACUUGAGGCAUGUUCUUCACGCCCGGGGACUUCCGGAUCUUCCUGUCCACCCUUCACUUCUACUCCUUCUUUCCCAUUUUCUUCAACCCCAGGUUGUGGUCAUCCCUCUUUCCAGAUUAGGUGCUCUUUUCCCCACUCCAUCAUCUCCAUUAACAAUCUCUCAUUUGCUCUCGUUCAGUACCAACCCAACUCAUCCUCUCUCAAUCUCGCUCCUCAACCCCUCAUUCCAGCCACCGCUCAUCGGAAUUGCUCCUUGCCUCAGCUGCUCUCUAUUCCCAAUCGCUCCAUCAACCUCUCCGGCUCCCCAUUUCGAGUCUCCGACGCCUCCUGUUCUCGCCUCUCCCUUCUCCGUCCUUGCCCCCCUCCAAAUCUGCCCAACUGCAGCCGUUGUUCUUGGGAAUGUCGGCUCAUCAAGAACCCACUUCAACUGCUACAUGACUGUGGAUCUACCCAUGCUACGCUUUCAGAACAGGGUUGCCAACCAGACGUUUUGGGGUUUCUUGACAGGUUCCUGAAAUGGGGGAUCCAGGUCGAGUGGGAUGAAGAUCAAGAUGCCUACUUCACCAACUGCAAGGAAUGCCAAGCCAAGAAUGGAGUUUGUGGCUUCAAUUCAUCCGACCCCAGACAGCCCUUCAUAUGCUUUCACUUGAAAAAUCAAAUUUCGCCACCAUGGAUUCGUCAGGAUAGCCCUAAUCGAAUCGCUAUCUUGUGCUCUAUCUUCGUGUUGACUUGUGUGUUUCUUGCCAUUGCGGUAGCUACCGCUAUCUUGCGUUCAAAAAAACUAAACUCAGCCGCGGAACAAGAUCCAACCACACUCUUCCUCCACCGCCACCGCUCCGCUAGUCUCCUUCCACCCGUAUUCACGUACGAAGAGCUAGAUACUUCAACCAAUCGCUUCGACUCCAAGCGCAAAAUCGGCGAUGGUGGGUUCGGUUCUGUCUACUUGGGUCAGCUCUGUGAUGGCCGUAUCGUCGCCGUUAAACACCUCCACCAACACCACCCAGCGGCCGCCGCUGGGCGAGCCUUCUCCACGAAAUCCUUCUGCAACGAGAUCUUGAUACUGUCGUCAAUUGAUCACCCCAAUCUAGUGAAGCUCCACGGCUACUGCAGCGACCCAAGAGGGCUUCUUCUCGUCUACGAUUACGUCCCAAACGGGACACUCGCCGACCACCUCCAUGGCCCAAAGAGCUUAUACCGCAAAGCCUCGUUAACAUGGCAAGUCAGAAUUGAUAUAGCGUUACAAACAGCCAUGGCCAUCGAGUACCUCCAUUUCUCAGUCGAACCAGCCAUUGUUCACAGAGACAUUACCUCAUCAAACAUCUUUGUAGAAAGAGACAUGAGAAUCAAAGUAGGAGAUUUCGGACUGUCUAGGCUUCUGGUAUUCCCAGAAGCGACGUCAUCCUCUUCCUCUGGGUACGUCUGGACUGGGCCUCAAGGCACUCCGGGCUACUUGGACCCAGACUACCACCGGUCCUUCCGCUUGACGGAGAAGAGCGAUGUGUACAGCUUAGGAGUGGUGUUGCUGGAGCUGAUAUCUGGAAUGAAGGCAGUGGACCACACCAGAGACAAGAGAGACAUGACGUUGGGUGAUCUGAUGGUGUCCAAGAUCCAGAUGGGUCUGCUCCACCAGGUGGUGGACCCAGUUCUAUUGCUCGACACAGACGCCAUGAACGGUGUCGAUGCAGUGGCGGAGCUUGCGUUCCGGUGCGUGCAGACGGAAAAGGACGACCGGCCGGAUUCCAAGGAGGUGGUGGCAGAGCUGAAACGGAUCAGGAAUCGUACACGUAUCCAACGCGGGUCCACUCAGGAUGCAGAUGAGAAUGUUUAAGAAGUUAUGAGACGUGGGAUUGGUGGGUUGACUAUGACCAACGGGUGUUACUGAGACGUAGAUGAUGCAAAAAGGGGGGAAUGUAAAUACAUCUAACGGCUAUAAAUACUCAAAGGUCAUACCAAACCAACUUCUCUCUAGGUCGUUGGUGUGGAGUAUCCAGAAUAUAAUAGCACGUGUUGUUGUCUUUUUGUAGCACGUGUGGUGUGAUGUUGUUGUGACUUCCAGCAGUAGACAAGAUUCAAAGAUUACGUGCAUCCAUAAGUAAUUAUCUUGAGUUUCAAAGUUUACACUCAAUUCUCACUAAAUUUUUG